UGCAUUUAACAAAAACGUGAGUGGAUUUUAGAUGUAUCUAUUAUUUUUUGGAUCCCGGAAAAAUAGGGGGAAAAAAAAAAGAAAGACCUCAUUAAAGAUUAAAGAUUGAAGUGGAACCAAAUUGGAUUGAAGAGAUUGAGGAAAUCUGGAAAUGGAGGUCAAAGCAAGAGCUCCUGGUAAAAUCAUACUUGCCGGAGAGCAUGCGGUGGUUCACGGAUCCACUGCGGUGGCCGCUUCCAUUGAUCUCUACACCUACGCUACCCUCCGCUUGACUUCUCCUUCCGAGAGCAAUGAUAUGCUGAAGCUACAACUUACAGACCUGGGAUUGGAAUUUUCUUGGCCUAUUGGAAGAAUAAAAAAAGCACUGCCUGAUUUAGGUUUUCCUUUCUCAUCAACACCCAGAACUGCCUCAGCAGAAUCCGUAAAAGUAAUUACAACUUUGGUUGAAGAACAGAACAUUCCGGAGGCAAAAAUUGGGCUCGCUUCUGGUGUCUCAGCUUUUCUCUGGUUAUACACUUGUAUCCAGGGGUUUAAACCUGCUUCAGUGGUUGUCACUUCUGGCCUUCCAUUGGGUUCUGGCCUGGGUUCUUCUGCCUCAUUUUGUGUUGCAAUUUCAGCAGCUCUUCUUGCUUUAUCGGGUUCUGUGCCCAUGGGCACUAGCCACCAUGGGUGGUUAUCAUACGAGGAGAGUGACCUUGAAUUGCUGAACAAAUGGGCUUUUGAGGGUGAAAAGUUAAUUCACGGAAAGCCAUCUGGGAUUGAUAACACAGUCAGCACAUAUGGCAACAUGAUAAAGUACAGAUCGGGUAGUUUAACUCGCAUUAAGUCCAAUUUCCCACUCAGAAUGCUCAUCACUAACACCAAAGUCGGGAGGAACACAAAAGCAUUAGUUGCUGGUGUAUCGGAGAGGAUGUUACGGCAUCAUGAUGCCAUGAAUUUUAUCUUCAGGGCUGUUAAUUCCAUUAGUGAGGAACUAGCUACCGUACUGCAGUCACCAGUUCAUGAUGACCUUUCAGUGACUGCGACAGAAGAAAAGCUGGAAGAGUUGAUGGAAAUGAAUCAGGGUUUGCUUCAAUCUUUCGGGGUCAGCCAUGCUUCUAUCGAAACUGUUCUUCAGACAACGCUGAAGUACAAGUUGUCAUCUAAGUUGACAGGAGCAGGAGGUGGAGGGUGUGUGCUGACACUGUUGCCAAGCUCAUUAUCAGGAAUGGUUGUUGAUAAAGUGAUCGCUGAGCUUGAGUCAUACGGGUUUCAAUGUUUUACAGCUGCCAUUGGUGGCAAUGGAGCUGAGGCCUGCUUCGAUGACCAGCCCUAGUCUCCUAAGUUUUCAAAGGUGGCAAGAAUGAGUGUAAGAAAUGAUCUCUUUGUAAAAGUUGCAUGAAAAUCUGUUGCUGCAUUUGACAAUUUCCUGCUUCAAGAUUGUUGUCUGUACACUCUUUUUUUGCCAGCCUCAAUUUUCAGCGCGUUUGGCCAAACGGACAUUUGUUUUCUCAUUGACAAUAUCCAUGCUCUUACUUUAUGCUUUACUCUUGUAUUGCUUGGGGA
Messenger RNA from Tripterygium wilfordii, 1545 nucleotides. Its product is annotated as mevalonate kinase-like. Gene Ontology annotation, molecular function: ATP binding; mevalonate kinase activity. Gene Ontology annotation, cellular component: cytoplasm. Lineage: Eukaryota; Viridiplantae; Streptophyta; Magnoliopsida; Celastrales; Celastraceae. The record is from RefSeq and is a predicted model, not a curated record. Gene Ontology annotation, biological process: isoprenoid biosynthetic process. The transcript is spliced from 5 exons. The coding region runs from base 152 to 1315 and encodes 387 amino acids.